UUAGCACCGCUUGGAGCUCAGAGAAGCGUCUUCUCUCAUGGCGAUGCCAGCGCGAGGGUCUCAAGCUCUACAUGCUCGCCGGAUGUCCUUCUUGAAUGCCUCUAGUGUACACUUGGAGCUCAUUCUUUGGCUGUGCUCUCGUCACCCUCCUCCAUAUAAACCUCUCUUCUCCAAUUCCUCUCAUUACUCCCAAAUCUGAGAGCAAGAGUCCUGAGUCAUGAGGAACAGUUCCCGGCGUUCUACUGGCCAUGUGCCUCAUAUCUGGCGCCGAGAGAUCGGCAUGUCUUCCCCCUUGCUCUUUGAGAGGGGCUUCACCUCCUCUGAGGCCUUGAUUAGGCGUCUUGAUUGCUACCAGACUUUAGAAGGUCAUGACAGUAGGAUAUAUACUAUUCGAUUUAACCCAACAGGAAGCCUUCUUAUAUCUGGUGCUGGAGACGCAAAUGUCAAGAUCUGGAAUUGGCUGGAUGGUAAACAAAAGUUUGCAUAUCCUCAUGGUCAUCAGGACAGUGUUAUGGAUGCCCAAUUUCUACCAUUUACUAAUGAUCGCAUGAUACUUACGUCCUCCUUCGAUGGCCUGGUGAAGCUUCAUGAAAUUGCAGAUGAUAGCUUGGUAACAACCACAGUGCUCGGAAGGCACGUAGGUAGUGUCCCCCAACUUGCCAUUGAGCCUGGUAGCUCUCGCAUAUUUUACAGCUGCGGUGAAGAUGGCUUUGUGAAGCGGUUUGAUCUGAGGACUCCAUCUCCUAUGAACCUUUUCUCUUGCAUCUCAUUCUCCGGCUCUGGCCUGCCAGUACAACUCAAAUGUGUAGUGUUAGAUCCUAUGGACCGUAACUGUUUUGCAAUCGGAGGAUUUGAUCAAUUCGUUCGGCUUUUUGACAUUAGAAUGUAUCAGUGGGAUGCUUCUACUUGCAUUAAUCGACCUGUGACUACUUACUGCCCGCGUCAUCUAUUGGACUCCCUUGAUAACCACAUAACAGGGUUGGCAUACUCAAACAAAAGUGAGUUACUCGUCUCCUAUGACUGUGAACAAAUUUACCUCUUCGACAAAGGCAUGGAUAUCGGCCCAGACCCGAUGACCGUCUCAGAAGAGCAUCUGCUGAACCUUGUUCAGCCACGGGGUUACGGCGGGCACAGAAACACAUUGCCAGUCAAGCCCGUUUGCUUCUUGGGUCAGCGCGAAGAAUACAUUGUAUCUGGAUCAGAGUGUUCGAACAUUUUCGUAUGGAGGAAGAAGGAUAGCAAGCUGCUGCGCAAGAUGGUUGCCGGCCCCAGCAGUGUGCAGGUUGUCGCGACAUAUCCUAAUACUCUUUUCUUUGCUUCUGGUGGUCAUGACAGAAAAGUGAGGGUUUGGGCUCCAAUCGGCGAAGAACCAGAGCGAGAUCCUGAGCCGGAAGUGAGCUUUGCAGAGAAAUGUGGAAAGCUCAUGCAUGACGUGCAUUAUUUCCUGACAUCGACAUGCAGACGCGUCUUCUUCGACGAGUACUGAAGUGAACCAAUUAUGCUAUUGACAAAUAAAACAUCGCCUUCUAAUAAUGUUUGCUAUUGAACAUUGUUCUUUUUUGAAUUCCAGCAAUAAAGAGUGUUGUGCUUCUGCUUUAA
Messenger RNA from Dioscorea cayenensis subsp. rotundata (Guinea yam), 1599 nucleotides. Its product is annotated as WD and tetratricopeptide repeats protein 1-like. Lineage: Eukaryota; Viridiplantae; Streptophyta; Magnoliopsida; Dioscoreales; Dioscoreaceae. The record is from RefSeq and is a predicted model, not a curated record. Gene Ontology annotation, cellular component: cytoplasm; Cul4-RING E3 ubiquitin ligase complex. Gene Ontology annotation, molecular function: protein binding. The coding region runs from base 218 to 1486 and encodes 422 amino acids. The transcript is spliced from 5 exons.